AUGAGCGAGAAAGUUCGCGUCGCCGCCCUCCUGCAGCAGGCCUCGAGCCUGGCCCUGUACGUGGCUGCAGGUCUCGCCACCUCUCAAAAUGGUCAAUCCCCCUCUCGGAUCCAAACUCGGGACAGGGACUCCUCGGAGGUCUUCUCCACUGAGUCCGCCCCGUGGGGAAGUAUGAUCCCCAACACUGUGAAACAUUUGGGGCCGGCAUCGAGUCGCUUCCGGCUCAACACUCCCCCGCCGCUCAUGUGCACAAGCCCCGCUCCUCCCAAUCAAGCGGACCCCUUCCGGCGUGGGCCGCACGCGUUCAGGGACCUGGGCGGCCCCACGCAGAUGUCCCGCGACGGUGUGCGGACGGUCCUCCAGCUGAGCCCGGAGGAGGACCAGGCGAUCACUUGUCUCCUCAAACUGCGCUACCAAGGGCCGAAAGACUCUCAGGUAAAGUUGCGAAAUAUCGUUUUGGAAACUUUCCACGGGAAUGAACGAGAAUUGACUAAAUCGAAGGUGGCCCGGGGUGGCUUCGGUCCGACGGACGAGGGGACGCCCGGCGCGCCAGCUGCGCCUCCGAGUGGUGCGGGAUGGAAGGAGUUCAGGCAAAUAGACGCCGUGGAGCAUUAUGAGGAAUACCUGCUACCGAUCCCGCCGCCAUCCACGCAUGAGCGACGUCCCUGA
This is a messenger RNA of Phyllopteryx taeniolatus (common seadragon), 669 nucleotides long. RefSeq lists its product as uncharacterized. The coding region runs from base 1 to 669 and encodes 222 amino acids. Lineage: Eukaryota; Metazoa; Chordata; Actinopteri; Syngnathiformes; Syngnathidae. The record is from RefSeq and is a predicted model, not a curated record. The transcript has 3 exons.